AAGAAUGAGAGUUUAUGUAUGUGUGAACACAUUUAUAAUAAACAGGGUUUCUGUCACGCGCCUGUGCACGCAGCGUGUUUAAAUAAAGCUUCGGUGGUUUGACUCCGCACUUCCGUGUUUGCUCGCGCAGUGUGAAGUUGUUUACUGUCUCCAGCGCAGAUAAACUCUUCUUUCUGACAGCUUCGGGAUAUAAGUGCUGCAUCACCCAGAGAUCAUGCGCUCACUGCAGCUCGGAGCGUGACGGAGCUCGGGUAUUGGUCUCGUCUGAUGAUUCGGGGUGUUUUCAGGAAUAUGAGCAGAGAUGCCGUCCGUGUCCAGCGCAGUGAAGGAUCUGUAUCUGUCCUCAUCACUGAGCGAUCUCAACAAGAAAGCAGAAAUCAAACCUGAUAAAACCAGCACCAGACACUACGUCCAGAGCGCCUGCAAGAUCUUCAGGGCGGCGGAGGAGUGUCGUCUGGACCGCGAUGAGGAGAAAGCUUAUGUCCUGUACAUGAAGUACCUGACGGUCUAUGACCUCAUCAAGAAGAGACCGGACUUCAAGCAGCAGCAGGAGUUCUUCCUGUCUGUGCUCGGACCAACCAGCUUUAAAAAGGCCAUCGAGGAGGCGGAGAAGCUUUCAGAGAGUCUGAAGCUCAGGUAUGAGGAAGUAGAAGUGCGCAAACAGCUGGAAGAGAAAGAGAGAAAGGAGGAAAAGAGUCGACGAGAAGAAAGAAUCGAAAAAGAUGGCCGUGCUUCACCGGAGAAGAAGGACAAUAAGAAGCAGGUUAAAGAGGAGCCCAGUAACAGUAAGACCGGAGCUGAUAAAGGAAGCAUCAGCGCCAAGGAUCUGUUCCAGCUGAUGAAGGAUCCCAGUAUAAGUGUGCUGGUGAUGGACGCGCGGAGCAGACAGGACUUCCAGGAGUCUCAGAUCUGUGUCCCGUCUCAGACCUGCAUCAGUGUUCCUGAGGAGGCCAUCAGUCCGGGGGGGACGGUGAAUCAGAUCGAGCUGAAGCUCCCUGCGGCGUCUCUGGAGGACUGGAAGCGCCGAGGCUUCGUGGAUUACGUGGUUCUGCUGGACUGGUUCAGCUGCGUCUCUGACCUCAGACUGGGCUCCACUCUACAGAGUCUGAAGGAUGCUCUCUAUAAGUGGGACAGCAGUACGAUCCUGCGCAGUGAGCCUCUGGUGCUGGAUGGAGGAUAUGAUAACUGGCUGCUCUUUUACCCAAUGUACACCAGCAACGCUAAAGUCAAACCCCCCCGACAGCAGACGGCCAGCACACUGCCCCCGCUGAACUUCUCGUACCCGUCUCUGGAGGAGCCUGAAGCUGUGAGUGUGUGUGAGGAGCCUGCAGCCAACGGCAGAACCGUGGAUCCGGAGCCGGCCGCGGAACCGGCUGCAAACACACCCGCGCCGCUCACACAACCCACAAAAACAGACGCCGCAGCCGCCUCCGCCUCGCCACGACACACACCACAGGUCGACCGCUCCAAAAAACCAGCCGUCAAACCGGCAGCGAGCACAAAGCUCAGUGAGGAGCCCUCGGUAAGCGACGGCCCCGUGGCACACAACGGCCCCAUGGUGCCCGACCGCACCGUUAAACCCCCGCUGGACCCGUCCAGAGCUCUGAGCGAAGAGGAGCGCAGGGAGAUCCACGCCGAGACCCUCAGUCUGAUGGAGAAAGCCCGCAAAGAGCAGGAGCAGCGCAAACGAGCCCUGGAGGAGAGAGAGACGGCCGAGAGACAUCAGCGAGAACAGAGCGAGAGGAAGAAGGAGGAGGAGGAGGAGAGACAGACGGCAGAAGAGGAGGAUCAGGGAGACGAGAAGAACAGGAGAGCGCAGAAGGACGUGCCGCUGGACGCUGCCAUGAAGAGCAUGUCUCUGGAUUCAACACAAACCUUCAGCACUAGGGAGUCUCUGACGCGAGCACACAGUGAGGAGAUGGGCCGGAGCGUCCCUGGGCUGCCGGACGGCUGGAUGAAGUUUCUGGACACGGUGACCGGCACCUACAGAUAUUACCACUCUCCCACCAACCGCGUGCACCUGUACCCUCCGGAGGUCCACACGCCUCAGAUCCAGCCCAGCGCCGCUAAACCCAAGCCCCCGCCGGCCGCAGAGACGGAGAAAGAGAAGGAGCAGGAGCGCGAGAGAGAGAAGGAGCGAGAGAGAGAGCAGUCCAAACUCAAACGCUCAUACUCCUCUCCAGACAUCAGCCAAGAGCUGAGCGCAGAGACCAGCCGAAAACCUGCAGCCGUGCCCACCAUCAACAGAGAGAACAAGCCGCUGACCACCGCUGCUGCGUACACUAAGGUGGAGAUCACUCGGCCGUCUGCGGCUAAGAUCCGGAACCUGAACCCGGUGUUUGGGGGUCAGGGGCCGUUACUGACAGGCCUCCGUAACCUCGGCAACACCUGCUACAUGAACUCCAUCCUCCAGUGCCUGUGUAACACUGUUGCCAUGGCAGACUAUUUCAACAGGAACAUCUAUCAGGACGACAUUAACCGGGCCAAUAUUCUGGGUCACAAGGGCGAGGUGGCCGAGGAGUUCAGCGUCAUCAUGAAGGCGCUGUGGUCAGGACAGUACAAAAUGAUCAGCCCGCAGGAUUUUAAAGGCACCAUCUGUAAAAUCAACAACCGCUUCUCCAGCUACGAGCACCAGGACUCUCAGGAGCUGCUGCUGUUCCUCAUGGACGGCCUGCACGAGGAUCUCAAUAAGGCGGAUAAACGGCGCGGGUAUAAGGAGGAGGACAUCGAUCAUCUGGACGACGUGAGCGCUGCAGAGCUGGCCUGGUCCAAACACAAGCUCCUGAACGAGUCCAUCAUCGUGGCUCUGUUCCAGGGUCAGUUCAAGUCCACGGUCCAGUGCAUGAGCUGCCAGCACAAGUCCCGCACCUUCGAGACCUUCAUGUACCUGACUCUGGAGAUGACGUCCAGCAGCAAGUGCUCCCUGCAGGACUGUCUGAAGCUGUUCUCUAAAGAGGAGCGUCUGACCGACAGCAACCGCUUCUACUGCAGCCACUGUAAGACGCACCGAGACGCCAUCAAGAAGAUGCAGAUCUGGAAAGUUCCGCCCAUUUUACUCGUACACUUGAAACGGUUUAAAUACGACGGCCGCUGGAGGGAGAAGCUGCAGACGCUGGUGGAUUUCCCGCUGGAUAAUCUGGACCUGUCACAGUACGUCAUCGGACCCAAACACACCCUGAAGAAGUACAACCUGUACGCUGUGUCUAAUCAUUACGGAGGGCUGGACGGCGGUCACUACACUGCUUACUGUAAGAACCCUCUCAAGCAGCGCUGGUUCAAGUUUGACGAUCACGAGGUGUCCGACGUCUCCGCCUCCUCCGUGCGCUCAGCCGCCGCCUACAUCUUCUUCUACUCGUCUCUAUGAGGGUCAGCGACAGGUCGUCACCAUGGUGACCGAGUGAUUGACGCAUGUGUGACAUGCAGCUGUGGGCGGAGCUAAAGCCCUUUGCUUGAGGACUAAUGGACACUUCUGCUGAGGGAACACCCCCUCUCUCUCUGAGUGUCUCUCUCUCUCUCUCUCUCUCUCUCUCUCUCUCUCAGUGGGCGGCUCAGUGGCGUCUGUAUUCCUGUAGCAGGAGUCUGAACACAGGAGCUUUGGGCUGCUCUGGACUUGAUGUCAUUUAGACGGACCGUGUGAGAUUAGACGCCCAUAUAAACACUCUAUAACCCAAUCCGCUCAUUAGACGUGCACCCACUGCUUAGGGAGACGCGUUUCAUUUAUUUAUAUGGUGACCAAAUAUAACUCUGAAAGAGAAAAUCCAGCUGUUGGUUAAGAAGAAAUCACUCACAAACACUCGUCUUUGUUCACACGUACUAGAGCGCAGCUUGGGCCCUGCUCUGUAGGCUAGUGUUCAGGGAUCCGCUGAUCACAGCAGCGCAAUAACCCUCUUGACCGAUGGUCAGCAUUAGCAGUAGGUCUGAUUUCAUCAUAUCACACAGCUGUGUCUCUGUACUAAUCUCUCUCUCUGUGGCAUGAGCUUCUGAUGGACUGACUCUCUCACCUCAUAAUAUGAAGUGCAUUCUUUAAAUCCAUGUAUUAGCCUAUAAGCCUUAUACACGCAUCAAUAAACAGACGUAACACA
Molecule: messenger RNA, 4082 nt
Organism: Cyprinus carpio (common carp)
Lineage: Eukaryota; Metazoa; Chordata; Actinopteri; Cypriniformes; Cyprinidae
Gene: usp8
Product: ubiquitin carboxyl-terminal hydrolase 8-like
Exons: 19
Coding region: 302-3364 (1020 amino acids)
Biological process (GO): endosome organization; Ras protein signal transduction; protein K48-linked deubiquitination
Cellular component (GO): midbody; postsynaptic density; extrinsic component of endosome membrane
Molecular function (GO): cysteine-type deubiquitinase activity
Source: RefSeq, a predicted model, not a curated record